Molecule: messenger RNA, 297 nt
Organism: Enterobius vermicularis (human pinworm)
Lineage: Eukaryota; Metazoa; Nematoda; Chromadorea; Rhabditida; Oxyuridae
Source: the annotation of a GenBank genome assembly
AUGAUAGCAUCAGAGAAAGGUCGCCUUGAUAUCGUUAAAUUUUUGGUAGAUUUCGGGACUGAUGUCGCUGCUAAUGAUGAAAAUGAGAGAACGUCAUUGUGGAAAGCAUCUUCCAAAGGACAUAUUGAUGUUGUAAAGUAUUUAAUAGAAAAAGGAUGUGAUGUUGAUGCUAAAGAUAAAUAUGGGAUAACUCCUCUAAUGAUUACGACCUUCAAUGGGCACGAAAAGGUGGUAGAGUGUUUGAUUGAAGAAGAUGCUCGCGUAGACGCAAGAGAUUUAGAAAAUGUAAGGCACUAA